AGCAUAUUAUGUGAAGUAAAAUGUCGCCUCAGCGUCAAUGAGCGGUUGAACUUCUAACUCGACGUUUACUGUGUAAACAGUUGCCAACAAUAGGAACGGAUCAUAGGAAUGCAUUUCGGGAAAGUCCUCUCCAUAAAGUUUUCAGGAAAUUAUUAUUUUUUCUCUCCUUCUCAGAAGUCGUUUGGUUUAAUCGAUCAUACCGGAACUCAACGCAAUACACUGCAAGGUUGAAUUUUACGGUAUAAAUAUAGAACUGUUGAGGUAUUGCUAUAAUCCUAUUUUUUCAUUGUUUUUUGCGCAGGUGAUUCGGGAGUAAUUAAAGUCUGUUUCAACUUCGAUUUUGAAUUCGACCAUCGUUGUUCAAUCUGACGACGCCUGAUCUGUUUGUGGUCGUCAAUACGCACGGAACGUUGGUUGAUUGAACCGAAGCUGACAUUCUGAUGGUUUUAUCGUCAUUUGCCUGCGAGGAAUCAAAUCAAAGUCGACCGUUUGAAUCUGGAGGUGAAGUGUAGCUGGAGUUUACUGAACGUGACCUUAUUCUACCCCGUCAUUUCCCGGGUAGUUCUCGUGUAUACAUGUUGAAAGAGAAAGAAAGCUGGAAAGUCAGCGUUCGAGGUUUGAUUGUUUUUAUAAAAACUGCAGAAUUACUUAUUGGGCUCACUUCGAAGUAAGCUUGAAUCAUUAAACAUGACUGAUUUUAUGAACCUGACAGAGAGCGUGACAUAUUUCGUGUUCGACGACGUCAGUGGAACAGAUUACAAUAACAGUAGUGAUGAAGGAGGAGGAGGAGGUGGUGGUGGUGGGGAUGGUGGUUAUGGAGGUAAACCUAUGAUCUGGGUCAUCCUUGAAGCCCUUAUUGGCUUCCUUGGCGUUUUAGGAAAUGGACUCGUACUUUUCGUCUUCUUUAAGGACAAGUCCCUUCGGAAUCUCAUCAACUCAUUCAUUAUCAAUCAAUCCAUCAUCGAUUUCACCACGUCUUUUGUAUUCUUGCUGAUCUGUUUCCUGCCGAAGAGUACGUUAGACCCAACCAGCUUGGCGAACCUCAUCUUCUGUCAAAUCUGGGCCUCUGAGUACGUCCUCUGGGCCCUGUUUAUUUCAUCGAGUCUCAAUCUCGUCAGCAUCACGCUCGACCGUUACUGUGCCAUCAUCUACCCGGCGAAAUACCGCAGUUCUGCCAAGAAGCUGAAACGGCGGAUCAAGUUGAUUUCGGUGGUGACCUGGUCGUCCGGUUUCGUCCUUGACUGCUACUGGCCCGCCAUCCAUGUCAUCCACCCUAUCUAUGGCUGCAUUCCGGGUUGGACCAACAAGAUCAUGCAGGGAGUCAUCGGCGUGUUCAUCUUUUUCAUCACAUAUGCUGGCCCUCUGGGUGUGAUGGGGUUCAGCUAUAUCCGCAUCUUGUCCAAACUGCGGAGGCCAGUCGGUCAACCUGCUCCGACAAUGUCUUCUAAUUCCACAAAUUCAAAUACAGGCGAUAGAGCUAUGCAUCCACCGAAAAAGGCCAGGUCGGAGAGAAGCGAACGGGCCUCUCGUAAUGUCAUCAAGACGAUGCUUACGGUUUCUCUUACCUACGCCAUCUGCUGGGCUCCUAUCGCCUUCAACUACUUGGUCUACAACCUCGGUGGGCCCUUGGACUUUCAGGGAAUCUGGUACGCCGUGACGAAAAUUUUUGUGUACGCUAACUUAUGCGCGAAUCCCUUCAUCUACACGAUGCAGUAUCAACAGUUUCAAAAAGGCUUCGAGAGGGCGUUCAAGGUGAAGAUAUUCAAAGGUUUGCCGGACAGUGCUGAUCCUACCAAGACGCAACCAAGUGCCGCUUCUGAGGAUCGUCAAGUUGAUGUCUCUGUAUAGACAAGAGGAAUAUUAUAAGUGUCCAAAAAUCUGAUGAUGUUUCCACCAUUAACGAAGAUAAAGAUACCUGAAUAAGGAUGCAAAAAGAUUGUAAGACAUUGCCAUUUCAACCAUAAAACGAUUAAUUUCUUGCCUGAACUCCCCAACAGAAAUAGUGCAAGUGUUUGUAAAAAUCUAUGAUAAUUCGACCAUGGUCCACCUAAAUCAGUUACUGUAUCUGGGACUGGGAGAAUUGAAAAGACACUUUGUGUGUUCUGUCAUGUCCAUGAUAUAACGGUGUAUUUCUUCUGUGAUGGAUUCUUUCAGUAUUUUUAGGCAGGGCCCUGGGAACAAUUUUUUGACUGGGGGUGCUGAUGUAAAUUUGAAAAGCAAUUAGCAAAAACAAGGUUAUCAGUUCAAACUGGUAAUCAAAUUGGUCCCGAGAAAUUUUUCAAGCAAAAAAAAGGGUUUCAAUACAAAAUAAAGGUCAUUUUGGUUAUAUUUUCUCAAUUUUUACACAUCUUCCAGAAUACCUGGGCGUGCUGCUUAUGGAGAAUAAUACACGCAGCAACCCCAAUAACACUGUAAAAUUUAGCACUUACAGUGCUUGUAUAGUGACUGCACUACGAGUGCUGAUUUUCUAGUUUAAAUUUGAACUAGAAAAUCAGCAUUCGUAGUGCAUUCACUAUGCAAGCACUGUAAGUGCUAAAUUAGCACUUCACUUUUCUACAGUGAAAAUACACGCAGCACCCCUGCUUCCCAGACCCAUGUGUUCAGGGUUGGUGCAAGAGUAGUGGGGGUGUGGGGCAAUUGCCUCAGUCCUAUGACGUAUUUCAAGAGUGAUUUUUUAACUGAAAAAUUACCAGAAAAAAAACCAUAUAUAUAUUCACAUUGAAAUUGGUAAUAGUAAAAUGCUGUAGACAUAAAAUCAUUUAGAGUAUGACUUUACCUUUCACUUUAGAUGGCUACGCUCUUUUUAAAAUGAUAUUAUUUCUACGGCAUUUUACAUUACCAACUGUGAUUAUUUUUUUCCUUAUAUGCUGAAGCAGUAUAUAUAUAUAUAUAUGUGUGUGUGUGUGGGGGGGGGGUGUGUGUGGGUGAGGGUGUGUGUGUGUCCAAUGAAUAUUGUGCGAAAACAGAAGAGGAAAGAAAGAAGAGUAUAUACAGAAGAUGGGACUGGGUCGUGGAACUAUAUUUGUUUUACUGAGAAAAUAUGUUGUCUUGCUUCUCUCUCUUCUUACAUUGUAAUACCAACUUCAAUGUUGGUUAUGUCAGUCAAGGAGUCUACCGAAUUCAAAGAUAUUUUGUUACAGCGUAUAUUUUUCUAUCCAGAAUUUGUUCGUGAGAGGCUAAACAUGGUUUGAAUCACGGAACUGUCACCAUGGCCACACCACGUUCAAUAUAUGCCUGACAAUCAAUACGUGGAUGACCAAAAAUGAAAGCAUAUGCUCAAGGUGAUUUUAACAAAACUUGAAUGUAUAUUUCUAAGCCAUCAAAUUUUAAUUUCGCAUUUUCUUUUCUCAUUCCGAUGCAAUUUCAUGUCACCGGGUAUAUGGAUUUAUAGAUGAUGAAAUUUAAACGUGUUGAUUGACAGGGGAAAAUGUUGUAUUUAUGCGUCCUCAAAGUCAAAACAGCAUCUUUGUGCAUGGAUCUAGGUCCAUGCUUUGUGAAAUGCACAGCAACUUUGUUUGAUGUUAAUUGACAGUAUAAUUAUUAGUAAAAUAGUUUCGCAGAAAAAAUGUUCGGUGUCUACUUGCGAAGAGAUAAAAAGUUGCAUCGGUGGCGCAUUGUAUAAUCUUUACCUUUGCAUGUUCACAGUAUUCAAUGUUAUCAUUUGGACGUUUUUAGUUUAGUUCCCAUACACUCAAGUUAUUGCUCUCUCAAAUGACUGAUGUAAAACAAUCUAAAUCAGAUCUGACACAGUAAUCAAUUGAUUCCUUCUUCUGAACAUGUGUUUUCGAUGUUUUUAUUACAUUCUAAAAACACUGAGUAAAAUUUUACCCAAUAUUGUAUAUAUUUAUUGAUAAUAAUAAUCAUCAUUAUAUCAUAACGGAAGGAUUUCUUGCAUACUUUUGGUGAAUUUUCAGUAAAAAUAAGGAAGUUUUCAAAAUUUCUGGGGGCAACUGCCACCCUGCUGCGUACAGCCAUGGUGACUUCACUGUUUCAAGUCAUUUUGAGCGAUUUUUCCCCCUUCUUGAUUUUCAUUCAAAUCAACUUGAUAAGGUUUGGCCAGUCUAUGGCGUAUCACCAUAAGUGACGUAUUACAUUUAGUUAUUCCUCGUGAUAUUAAUCACGAUUUUUCAUUCUCCGAACAACUCAAUUUUUUUAAAACCAAACAUGCAUCAAAUAAAUCGAACACUGUUAAAUACAUUUACCUAGGUUUGAAUAAUAACAUGAAUUAGUUUUUAGGAGCCCGAGACAAACAGACUUGUGAGAGAGUUAAGAUCGAUCAAUUCCAAUUGACCUUGUUACUCAGGCGGGAACCGUGAAAUGAAAAUAAUAUUUAUUGAUAUAUAUCAUGCUUUACUAUAAUGACAUUACAUCGUUUCGUUUAUGUUAUGGUGGUGUAAAUAUGUCGCGAUACAAGGAAUAAAAUUGUGGUUUUCAGUAA
Molecule: messenger RNA, 4438 nt
Organism: Lytechinus pictus (painted urchin)
Lineage: Eukaryota; Metazoa; Echinodermata; Echinoidea; Temnopleuroida; Toxopneustidae
Product: galanin receptor 2b-like
Exons: 1
Coding region: 688-1848 (386 amino acids)
Biological process (GO): G protein-coupled receptor signaling pathway
Cellular component (GO): membrane
Molecular function (GO): G protein-coupled receptor activity
Source: RefSeq, a predicted model, not a curated record